This is a messenger RNA of Sorex araneus (European shrew), 3064 nucleotides long. It is a transcript of the gene WNT9A, whose product is annotated as Wnt family member 9A. The record is from RefSeq and is a predicted model, not a curated record. Gene Ontology annotation, molecular function: cytokine activity; frizzled binding. The transcript is spliced from 4 exons. Lineage: Eukaryota; Metazoa; Chordata; Mammalia; Eulipotyphla; Soricidae. Gene Ontology annotation, biological process: multicellular organism development; canonical Wnt signaling pathway; neuron differentiation. Gene Ontology annotation, cellular component: extracellular region. The coding region runs from base 103 to 1200 and encodes 365 amino acids.
CCCGCCCCCGGCGCGGCGCUCCGGGCGCUAUAAGAGGGCGGCGGCCGCGGCGGGCCCUGCGCGGAGCCGGGAGCGCGAUGGUCAGCCGCCGCGGGCGGCAAGAUGCUGGAUGGGCCCCUGCUGGCGCGCUGGCUGGCCGCGGCCUUCGCGCUGACGCUGCUGCUCGCCGCGCUGCGCCCCUCGGCCGCCUACUUCGGGCUGACCGGCAGUGAGCCCCUGACCGUGCUCCCGCUGAGCCCAGAGCCCGCGGCGGCCGCGCAGGCCCACUACAAGGCGUGCGACCGGCUGAAGCUGGAGCGGAAGCAGCGGCGCAUGUGCCGGCGGGACCCGGGCGUGGCGGAGACACUGGUGGAGGCCGUGAGCAUGAGCGCGCUCGAGUGCCAGUACCAGUUCCGCUUCGAGCGCUGGAACUGCAGCCUGGAGGGCCGCUACCGGGCCAACCUGCUCAAGCGAGGCUUCAAGGAGACAGCCUUCCUCUACGCCAUCUCCUCGGCCGGCCUGACGCACGCGCUGGCCAAGGCCUGCAGCGCCGGCCGCAUGGAGCGCUGCACGUGUGACGAGGCGCCUGACCUGGAGAACCGGGAGGCCUGGCAGUGGGGCGGCUGCGGGGACAACCUCAAGUACAGCAGCAAGUUCGUCAAGGAGUUCCUGGGCCGGCGCUCGAGCAAGGACCUGCGCGCCCGGGUGGACUUCCACAACAACCUCGUGGGUGUAAAGGUCAUCAAGGCAGGGGUGGAGACCACGUGCAAGUGUCACGGUGUGUCGGGCUCCUGCACCGUGCGGACCUGCUGGCGGCAGCUGGCGCCCUUCCACGAGGUGGGCAAGCGGCUGAAGCACAAGUACGAGACGGCGCUCAAGGUGGGCAGCACCACCAACGAGGCCACUGGGGAGGCGGGGGCCCUCCCCCCGCCCCGGGGCCGGCCGGCAGGGCCAGGUGGCGGCGACCCGCUGCCCCGCACGCCUGAGCUCGUGCACCUGGACGACUCGCCCAGCUUCUGCCUGGCUGGCCGCUUCUCUCCGGGCACCGCCGGCCGUCGGUGCCACCGCGAGAAGAACUGUGAGAGCAUCUGCUGUGGGCGUGGGUACAACACGCAGAGCCGGGUGGUGACGCGGCCCUGCCAGUGCCAGGUGCGCUGGUGCUGCUACGUGGAGUGCAGACAGUGCACCCAGCGCGAGGAGGUGUACACCUGCAAGGGCUGAGGCUGGGCUCUGCACGGCCCUCACUGUCCCCACAGCGGUCCAGAGCGGCGGCGGUCUGGUCGGCCAUGCCUGCCCUCCUGACACGCCGUGCUCGCCACGCUGCGUCCCGUCUGCGGUGCCAGUUUGGGGACUUACGUCCCACCUGUCCCGUCUCUGGCCUUCCUCUGAGGAGUGGCAGGGGCACUGUCUCAAGUGCCAGCCCCUCCUCCCCCCCCCCCCGCCCCUGUGCCCGCCCACGAGCUGUCCUGCACCAGCUCUGCUGUGGAGUCAAACCACUAGGAGAGCCGCGGCCUGGCCGCUGGACAUCGAGCACUUCUCUUGGGAGUGAGAUCAGUGACUUAAGUUAUUUUAUUUAACUAAUAUAUUUUUAUUAUUUUCCUACCCUCACUAUGUCCGCGCUGCACUCUUGGCCAGUCUGGAAGGGCCUCUCCACUCCCCCCCACACCCCUUCCUGACCUCUUUGCCUUAUCUGCUUUUGUGUUGGUAACCACUAACCCUGGGGGCCUUGCUGUUUCUGAAGAAGUGUCGGCUCUGUUUGGCCGUCUCUCAGGCCGCUGGAGCCGGGUCCCGAGGCGCAGGCCUGACCCCGUGAGGCCGCUGUGUGCCCUGUGGGCCACAUGGCCACACCUGAGCUGCAUGAGGGCUCCAGUUAGGGGUGGGCAGCAGAAGCUGACCUGUGUCACGCAUGUCCCCCAUCCCCCUGCCAUGGACAUGAGCAAAGGGGCAGUGGUCACCCUGAGGGCGGGGGGCACUUCAUGUUGUGAGGAAGCCACAGCUGGCUUUGUCACAGCAGCAUGGGGACAGAUAUGCCGGCAGCCGGCAGCCGGAGGCCGUUCUCAGCUCUGCUGACCCUGACCUGGUCUGCUGUGUGUCUGUGUCCAUGAUGUGUGUGCACGUGUGUCUGGGGUCUGUGCACAAGCCUGUGCACAUGUGUGCCGUGUCGAUCUGGGCAGUGGCCAGCUGGAGUAGCCUCACUCAGGCCCUUCCUGGCAUGGGCACACAGCUGGGCAGCAGCAUGGAUGCGGGAACUACUGAGCAAACGGGGUUCUUGGGGCUGGUGCUCCGGGAACCACGGAGAUUGUAUGUUUAGAAGAAAGCCUUUUUGUAUGGGCAUGGUGGCUUGGCCCUCCCCCUGUCUGUAAAUAGCAAAGUCUGUUCUCCUGUGGCUCCCAGUGGCCCCUGCUGGGCGGGCUCCUGCGGCAGGUGAGGAGGUCUCUCUCCAGCCUGCUGAAGCGGGCUGGGCAGCCGGCGCCGCUCCCACCACCUGGGCCGCUCCCGUGACAAGACCGUAGCUCGGUCACUAUUGGGUCUGAGGCGGCGGGGCAGGAAGGCUAUUUUUUAAAUCAUGUUAAGCUCUAUGUCAUAAAUAUUAAGAAGCAUAUUUUUUUAAACAAGGCGGACUGCACGUGUCUGCUGGUAGGUCUGUACCCAUAUAAAUCUACGUCAGAGCAUCUGGCUAAGCCAAGAAGCGACCCCGCUGUUGGGGCCACCCCCAUGGUCUCCCCACCCUCCCCUGGGGUCGAGGACCUCUCCAAAGAAGGUCUUCUGUGAGCACAGGGCCCUGCUCUGCAUCUGCGGGGGCCGCCAUGGGCCGCAAGGCCAUGCUGAGGGCCAGGCGGGGCCAGGCGCCUGCUCCCUGCCCAGGCACGUGGACAUGGCUCUGCCGUGGCCAGGCGGGGCUGGCAGGAGAGGGGGGCAUUGUCCCGAGACUCGCCCUGCGUUGGGGUCCCUGGGAGCCCAUUGGUUUCUCUACCUCAUCUGUACAGCGAGUAGGUAACUCGAGCGACUUGGAGAAUGUAUUUAUUUAAUGGCUUGGUGUAACAGAACCAGAAACAAAUGGAAACACAGAAUAAAUGUAUUUUAA